AUGAUCCGCUCUUUGCAGCAACUUCUUUGCUUUUCCUCCCAUCCGAACCCCUCCAAGAGUACCAAUACAUCUAUCAAUGGUACUUCGAACAAUGUCGUUCGCAUCAAGCCGAUUCGCAAAAAAGCCCUGAAAGCCCGUGUCCCGCAUAUCCGGACAGCAAGUCCUAUAGUGACUCCUUCUAUCGGUACAAAUAGCACCUGUCUUGCUACUUACAACCCAGAUGCAGAGACUACAGUCUCAUUCGGCUCAGCCACCAGUGACAGCUCUUCCUCAUACCCGAAGGUCCUUGUCAGGUCAUCCACCACGCCAUUCGAUAGCGAGGGCACACCGUAUGUUCCGAUUCUGCAGGCAGAUGGCACGCUGAGACCGCCACAGAUCUCAUUCGGUGGCUAUGGCUCCUACGGGGGCAAGUUCGUCCCCGAAUCUAUAAUAGGGUUCCUGCACGAUCUGACCUCAUUCUUCGAGGUCACUGUCUCAGAUCCUUCUUUCUGGGCCGAGUAUGCCACGUUCCAGCGGCCCCAGCCCACGCCUCUGCAGAUGGCGAGCAAGCUCACGGCCCUUGCAGGCGGUGCUACCAUCUGGCUUAAGCGAGAAGACAAGAACGAAUACGGCAGCCACAAGUCUCGCAAUAUCAUCGGCCAGCUGUUGCUGGCGCGGCGGAUGGGCCGUAUUGAGAUCGUCACUGACUGUGCAUCGGCCAAGCACGGGAACUUCACUGCGGCUAUGUGUGCACGUCUGGGUCUGCGCUGCGUUGUCGUCAUGGGUGCAGAUGACGCCCUGGCUCAAGAAGAGGACGUCCUCGAAAUGAAAAUGCUCGGCGCCAAAGUCUUGACCGCUCGGACUCCUUCGGGCAUGGGUUCGCUGCGUGCGGCAAUCACAGAAGCACUCCGUUAUUUGGUUUGCAACUACGAGACUACGUACUACCUGAUGGGAGGCCCAGUGGGUCCCAGCCCCCUGCCAACCCUCACUCGCACGUUUCAGGCACUCCUAGGCGAGGAGGUUGCGAUCCAGUUGCAAGGAUUAACCGGUUGUCAGCCGGACGCUAUCAUCACAGCCAUUGGUAGCGGUAGCGGUGCUGUGGGCUUGUUCAGGCCCUUUUUGCAGUACCCCACCAUUCGACUCAUUGGUGUUGAAGCAGCUCAAGCCGCAACUCUAACUGAAGGCGAACUUGGCGUCCUUCAGGGUGCUCGCACGCUCAUGCUUCAGAACUACGACGGCCAACUUCUUGAUUCCCACUCGAUCUCGCCAGACAUGAACCUCUCCACCGUGGGGCCCGAGCUGGCUUAUUGGAAGAGUAUUGGUCGUAUUGAAAUCUCGACCGCUACAGACGCAGAUGCCCUGGACGGAAUUAAAACUCUUCAACACCACGAGGGCUUUCUAGCUGGCCUGGACUCGAGUCACGCGGUGUGCAAGGCAGUUGACUUGGCCAAGGAGCUUGGGCCAGGCAAAAAUCUCGUUCUGUUGGUGACGGGGUGUGAUGGCAUUGGCAUGCAUGGUCUGCUGGAGGUUUGA
Molecule: messenger RNA, 1512 nt
Organism: Penicillium atrosanguineum
Lineage: Eukaryota; Fungi; Ascomycota; Eurotiomycetes; Eurotiales; Aspergillaceae
Product: tryptophan synthase
Exons: 1
Coding region: 1-1512 (503 amino acids)
Biological process (GO): L-tryptophan biosynthetic process
Cellular component (GO): cytoplasm
Molecular function (GO): tryptophan synthase activity
Source: RefSeq, a predicted model, not a curated record